GGACUAUAGAUAUGACAAUAGCUCUUUGUUCAGUAGUUCAUGUUUGGAGGUAAAAACUGUCUAUUUAUGAAGUCAGUAGUUGACUCGUGGCUGUUGUAGACAGACAGACGAAAGAGUGUAUGGAUAUCACCAAAAACACCGCAGAAAUCCCCUUUAGCUCGUGGGUGUUAUCGUAACCCUUGGGGCUUGGAGGGGAAAUGAAUGGAGGACAAGGCGUCAUUGCACGCACCUGUUGAGGAGAGUAAUGUUAAUACGAAGUUGGAGAUGGUUCAAGACGUGUGAUCAACUCUGGCUAUAUGCAGUGACAAGUCAUCAUGAAGAAGAGGUGCACCUUACUCUACAUAGCUGAUACGCUGUCAGUUGGCAGGUGAGCUGUGGGAGUGUGUUCAGCCCCUGUGAGGACACGGUGCAACUCAUUACUGUCACGAGAACAUUGCCUCGUGGCAGCAAGUGUGCAGUUUCUGUUGGCACUACACAUGGGCAUGAUGUUAAAGGCCCACAGUUGGGCAAACCUGAAUGUAUCGGGCAAUCCACCAUCUGCCCCCAAAGAUACAACACUACAGUUUAACAGUAAUACAGUGUCCAAACUGAGACAGCACAAGAGUCAUUUGAAGGAGAAGGAAGAUGAUGAGUGUUGCACAUUAGCUACCUCUGACAUUGUCACCAACAACCUCCAUAUGCCACUAGAACAGAACAGUACCUGGCAGGACCGCCAAACGUCACAUAUGUUCAUACCUAUACCCAGGACCAGGACCUUGAGAAACAAUAGUAAAUCUCACAGAGAAGUCAACAAAACUUCCUCCCAUAGGAUGGGAAACGACACAGUUUCAGGGUAUGAUGGCCCCCGAUCAUCAAGAUAUAAUAGUUGUACAGACAUAACAACCCUACCUAUGGUAGCAGAGUUAGAUAAUGAUGAAGGAAGGAUUACAAGUGACCAGUUGUACACCACCGUCAAAACACAUAGUGAUGAGGUGAGUACCUCCACUCCUGACACCCAUGUAUUCCGAGCUCACAGUCUGGGAGAUUUAACAACUGGACUCACAUUAUCCUUAGUUGGGCAGAGACAAGCUGACAGCAUGUUAAAUCUGUCUGAAAACAAUAACAUGACCACACAAAAUACCAAAAUGUCUUUGGGCUUACUCAAGGAAUCCAGGUUGAAACAGACACGAGAAAUUAACGGAAAUAUUCCUGAAGAAACAACACAGAAAGUGACAGAAGUUACACGUGAAAGUGGCCACUUAUCACAACAGACUCGCUGCCUUCCCCAGGGCCGAGUGUCACCAAACGUUGCAGGGAGGGAAGUAUCGCCACUCAAGGGAAGACGAUGUCUACCCCAUGUGCCUGUCACUGAAGGGUCUGAGAGAAUUAAACGUUUUACAGAGCUAAUGAAGGCAAGAAUGGCGUUGAAUAGUAGAGCCAGUCAGGGUACGAUUUCAGUCAGUUCAAUGCCAGUUACUCCACACCAGCCUGAUGCUCAACACAAUCUGGCAAGUGUAUCCACUCCAUCAGAUAAUGAAGUGUCCAAUUUCUUUAGUCCUGAUAAAAGUGCAGGUCACAGGACGCCUAGAAAAAGCACUCAAGACAGAGCACCACAAUAUCUGCAUACAGAAAAUAAAGGGCCGGAAGCUAUGUACAGACAAUCAAAAGGUAGAGCUCCAGUGAAUUCCCACCAACACAUAGGGGUGGGACUUGGGCACUCGCUGUCACUGAACUGUACACCCAAACUACCAGAAGACAGUGCAGAUUUAGGGCACCCAGUUCUUCAUUCCCAUCCCCAUUGCAGUACCUCAGACUCUGGAUAUGUCACAAACAAUGACUUUGACACUGACAUUUCCAACACAAUGGUUUCUCAUUUAUACAAUGAGAGAAGGACUAGUGAGGGUCUGAAGCUGUCCCAAAAAGAGUACAUGAGCAAAUGUUCAGACAGUUUAUAUUCAUCCUAUUACGAUCAUGUUAGAAAUAUUACUGGUGAUCCUCAUUUCCGUGAUACAGCCAGUCAUGGGCGUGCAGCUAGGAGAGAGGUGGCACUGUACACUAAUAGCAACAACACUGUACUGAAAGGAAUAGCACAGUCGGAUGAAACAUUCCUCACAACCGUCAAUGGAUUUCGGCCCGUGAGAGAGGAUGACAGUGUUCAGUAUUAUCACCAUGAUGUUCACGAUGCUGGUUAUCUGAGUCAUCAUACUUUAAGUGGCAAAAAGAUUGCACAUUAUGCUUCUCAGCCAAAUUUGAAUUUGGCUCUUUCUAAAAGCGGUGAAGAAAAUUUUGUGAGAAAGAAAUCAAGUCAUCAAAGAGUCCUUCAUAAGAGUACACCUGUAAUUGUUAAAAACAACAAAGUUGAAAAUCCUCAUAGAUCCAAAAGUAGCUCUGCUGGAAGACGCUGGUGUGAUGGUAAUAUGGACCCAGACAAAGGUCUUGGUGGUGUCCAGUCUCCCACAGCGUCUGCUUCAUCAUCCCAUCCACCAUCCUGGAGUCCUGGGCAGCAGAGUGAUGCAUACCUUCAACAUCAGGCACAAGCACAGAACUCGGAUAAUUCACUGCGUUGUGCAACUCUUCCUGGAAACUGGAGAUUUAAUGGAAAGGGAGACAAUGGCUACAAAAUACCUGUUACCAAAUUUCCAACACUGUAUCAGAUGGCUCAAGUGUAUAAUUUUCAUGGAACAAAGAUUGUGCUUCCGAGAGGACUCCCUUUGGAUAAGUCUCUUCAGCUAAUAGAUCAUGUAGUUGAACUACCUUCAUUGAGAGAAACAUUGAAAGAUCCUGUGAUUUCUUCCAUGCCCAAAGGCAAUUAUCCUUGCCUUGGUGGACCAGGUAGUGCCUUUCAGCCUGUCAAGUCUAAAGGUGUCACGCCAUUCACUGUAGUUGCAGUGGGUGGUAUCCAUGACAACAUGCUGGAAGCUGCAAGUGAUUUAAAGUCAGGUGAUAUCAUAAUUGAGAUGAAUGGGCGUCUGGUUCUAGGUGCAGAUUCUACUCUGGUCCGUAAAACACUGGAAAUUAUUCAAGGAGAGAUAAUUUUGACUGUUGCACGUUCAAAAUCUGAAAUCAACAAUACAUCUGUUAAAAUGGACCAAAUGGUGAAGGAAAUUGAUUUCCUGCGUGCACAGAUUGCACAGCGGGAUACGUGCAUCAGGGACAUGCAGUCUCUAUUACCGUGGCAGCAAGAAGUGUCUACUGCUGCUAAGAGGUUGAAGAAUGAUGACAUUCCUAAUGAAGAGGUGGAGAUAAGUGAUGAUGAGUUCAUUGUAUAAGAAAAAGUGUUACAGCAGACCUGAGUUUCCAGCAAGAAGACUUUCAGGGGCACUUGAACUUCUUGACAGAAAAUCAAAGAUUUUGGAUCAUUUUGGAGUAGCAACCAAGUUGAAAAUAUCUUUCAGUGUCAUGAAACUACAAGCUGUGUGAUAUUAUUAAAUGAGGUGAAGGCUCAAACUUCAA
Molecule: messenger RNA, 3432 nt
Organism: Haliotis rubra (blacklip abalone)
Lineage: Eukaryota; Metazoa; Mollusca; Gastropoda; Lepetellida; Haliotidae
Exons: 7
Coding region: 477-3248 (923 amino acids)
Molecular function (GO): protein binding
Source: RefSeq, a predicted model, not a curated record